This is a messenger RNA of Aquila chrysaetos chrysaetos, 6154 nucleotides long. RefSeq lists its product as uncharacterized. The coding region runs from base 3312 to 4454 and encodes 380 amino acids. The transcript is spliced from 7 exons. Lineage: Eukaryota; Metazoa; Chordata; Aves; Accipitriformes; Accipitridae. The record is from RefSeq and is a predicted model, not a curated record.
ACAAGUGGAUAACUUUCACAGGGCUUUCAGUGCUGCUCCUAGGACCCCCUCUGGGUGCUGUGGGAUGCCGGAGGAAGGACGCGGCUCGUUGCACACAAGGAGCCUGAGCUGUGCUCGCUCCCCCAUGCUUUUCUCACUCCUUUCCUGCCUGAGGAGCCUGAGAGCCUCCUUCUCCCUUGUGUGAAUGAUUAAAUCUGCUCACGCAGGUGAGCCCUGCCAACAGGCAGUCUUUUGACUUCAGUUGCCCUGACCUUUAGACUAAGGGAGGCAGUUGUGUGCUCAGUAUCACGAGCAGCCUUCAGCUCUUCCCUUCUCUUCCUCCUCCUCCCCAUAUACACCUGUUUCCAGUCAACCUGGCUUCUAAGUGCUCCUGGCCUCCUCAUGCGCUUGUAGGCAGAGUACAGCACCAGGGCUGAUGCCUACUGUAAUGCUUAAUUCCACUUUGCUUAUCUAAGCUGCAUGAGAACAUUGUAAGUGCUUAAUAACCAUGUACAAGCUGCUUUUCUUUUUUUCAUUCCCAGCUUCUGUUUCCUUCAAUCACUCUUAACCCUGCUUUGGCUCCGCUCCAUUUCACCUCCCUGGCAUAGGUUGCUACGAGCGGCAAGGCAAUUUUUUUUUCUGUGCCUUUGCAAUAACAAUUUAUGACCUUUGAAAGAGCAGGGGAGUGGCGAUCCAAGUCCUGCGUGUCCUUCCGCAACCGCAGUGCUGCAGGCAUCGCUGCUCCCACCUAUUUCCAUCGCCCCUGGGGCCUGGGCAGCAGCACAAGGUGGUGCUGGUUCCCUGAGAUGGGUACCUCCCCGUCCAGGCUGGGCUGAUCUCACCCCCGGUGUGCUGCUAGAGGUGAUGUCACUUCGAUGUAAUACGGUAAAGAACUGUUGGUCGGUUACGAUCAGUAAAAACCAGCAUUUUAUUUUAUUUGGGAGACCGCAGAAGCUAUGCUGCUCAUGUCCUGCUCGUGUUUCAGGCUGGGCAAUUUGCCCUGCAGUUUUGGUGUUCCUGCUCUGUAAACACUUCUAGUAAAGACCAUUUUCCUGCAUGAGCAGGAAAAGUAGGGGAACAGCGUCAUAUACCCGACAAUAGUCAAUUUUCAUGCUUCACCAUCCUACAGAACAGGAAAAAACACAGUGACUUUGCAUUGUGUAAUGAAGAGGCAAUAUAAAUUAGCUAUUUUAUCACUUCCUUCUAAGGAAAAGUGGAGCUAAGGUGCCAUUCAGCUAUUAAAGUGCCAGCACGCUUUAGGGUGCAUUAUGUGAAAGCCACAACUGUUUCUUUGAGAUAAAUGCUUAAGACCCACCUACGUGGUGCCCUGUGGAAAUCCUUCAGAAACAGCGUAACUGGUGGAGAGGAGGAGGGGUUUGGGGGCAGCUUGAGAUUCCUCGAGCGCUUUGCCCGGUUUUCAGCACAGGACAGGGCUCAAAGCACAAGGAUGUUUUCUGUGGCAGGAUCUUAAUUCAGCUCCCGGUUUGCUGACUGCUGGGGGAGGCUUCAGGGAUUCCCACAGCUGCUGUUAGUAACAGAGGAGGUGCAAGUGGGAAGCACUACCAGCCCUGUAUUUACUUAGCGGUUAAAAGAGGGGUUGCACAGCAAUUUUCGUGCCACCUGAAUGUGAUGUUGGUCUUUCCUGAGAGAAGAGAGCUGAAGCAAUAGGUAAUUCCUCAGCAGUAGCUGCUUUCUCCAUGUCAGCUGGGAAAAUGUUUCCUCUCUGCUCACUCCAGCAAGGAUGCAGUUGGUUUUCCCUUUUGGAGUUAAGCACAUCGAAUGCUCCUCUGAUCUGUUAAGCAUUUGCUCUCUCCUUUCCAAGGCUGCCUACAUUACAGCAGCUUUCUCAGCUUCUGGUGUUCCUGGUUGCUAUUUUAAGAGGACAUGGUGGUCGGUGCCUUCCCGAGGGGAGCGAAGCUCAGCUAAACCCGCUUCUCCCUCCCCAGGACGUUUGUGCCUGCCUGCUGAACUCCAUGUUCACCUCCAACCGCUCCGGGCCACGGCGAAUGCCUGCAAGGAGGGAGGGAGAGCUGCGCUACCUUCUCUGCUAGGGGUGCUACGCCGAGACCAGCUUCGAGUGCUGGAGGAGGAUGGAAAAUUCGGGUUGCCUGGCUUGCAGCACACAGGGGGCUGUGUAGAGGUGGUCCUCUACAGCUUCGAAGGGGACAGUUUUGGCCACGUUUGGCUCCAAUGAGGUCUGGCCUCAGCAGCCCGGCCACCCAGCGCUGACAGUAAAUCCUUUGCUUUAUCAACAUACGAUGUGAUUCCUCCCGUGCAAAGAAUGAAACAAAGACCGGCUCCAUGUCAACAGGGAAACGGCCGCCACUGACGCUGCCAUAGGCAGGGCCUUUCACCAGCCCGGCCGGGCUGUUUGCCCUAAACAGUUUGUUAAUCAUGUUGAGCUUCCCCCCCCAAGCCCACCUCAUUUUUCUCAACUAAGUAAUUAUUGCUGAUUCUGUCCGAAUCCUAUUAAAUUCUCCAACCCUGCAAGGCUGUUAGCAGCAACGUUAAGCUCAGCGUUGUUCAAAACUGUUGCUGAAUUGCGUCAAGUGCUCGCUCUGAGUUUCAGCUUCCUGCAAGUUAAGGAAUAACAGCUUGCACAGCUGCAAUAUCCUAAGCAAUAAAAAGAUAAGAUAAAACUACCAUAGGCUUGACUGCCAGACCAAAACCAAACCAGAUCACCUGUUACACAGUCCCGGCCUCGUUACCUGCCCCUGCAACCCACGCAGGCUCAAGUCCAUCACCGCACACGGGUGCCUUCCUGCUGUUCUCAAGGAACACGGGACGCGCUUGUGAGCUUCGUGGUUUCUCUGCCUCUGCAGCUUUGUAACUUCAGCAACACUUUCCCUCUUAAAACGUUUCUCAGACAAAAACCAGAGGCUGCAACUCAUGGCAAGAGCGGUAGCUGCAGGCUGGGUGCGAUGCCGGAGGUGGCUGCUGUGCUGAGCCAUGCCUGGUUGCUUUUUUCCUCACCGUGCGUUCUACCAUCGAGGGAAGGAUGGAGGCAGGAGCAGCAGGGGAAACCCCAAAUUUCUUACACCUAGAGGAGCCAAAUGGGUGGAAAGCAGAGACCUUCAGAGAGCUUGAAAAUGUGACACGCCACAUCCCAGCGGGGAUGGAGCGAGGAGAAGCCCUGUGGCUGCCUUCGGGCCCUGAGGUGGGGGAACCGGUCCUGUGAGGAGAGGCUGGAGAAGGAUGCUGGAGCUGCUCCUCAUGCCCAACGUCCCGCUGGCCCGCAUCAACUUCCUAGGCCCUUGUAAUCCAAAGAGUCGUGAUAGAAAUGCACUAAAAUUGAUUGGGUUUUCUCCAUAGCCUGCAGCUUCUGUGAAGUAAUGUUCCUGCACAUAUAUAUAUGUGUGUGUGUGUGUUUAUCUGCUCACAUACUUUUGUUCUCUGUUGUGGAGAGUGCCAGGAGCUUCUGGGGCACACAGAUGUCCCCAGCAGCUGUAGCUGCUGACGGAAUUCCAAGGACAGGAGCCAGCCUGCUCGCUCUCCCCCUCGGGGGGAGGCUGAGCUCCCGGUACCCUGCUUGGCACACGCCGCUCAUCCCUCUGCUGCUGAAGGCACCCCGGCUCCAUCUCUCCUGUGAGCGGAGGAGUGGUUCAGCAAUACUGAAAACCAGGAAAUUUUUGCAGCGCGAGUCCUCAGAAACAUCCACGUCAAGUUGUCCAGAGGGUACAAAAUGCACGAGAUUUCGGUGGUUUCCGGAGACGAUGGUGACCUCCGUCCACCCGCGUGGUUGCAACUCCUCCACGCCGGUCCCACACAGCUGGCAGCGAGAGGGUGUUUGUCCCGGCCGGUUCUGCACGCACAGCUUCAUGGCCUCGGGACCGAGAGGAGCUGCAUCUCCCGAGGUUGCUUUCUUGCUCCAUGGCGAGGCAAUAACGUUUCCCCGCGGGGCCCGUAGCCGUGGGCGCAGGGACUGCGUGGCUCCUUUCCUUGCAGGUGGCUUUAACCGCAGGGCCGUGCCACACCGCAGCCAAGCAGGGUGUGAGAUCCCACAGGAGAGGAUGCAUCCAGGCAGGGGACUGCAUGGCAGGGAAGGAGCUGUGCUGACCAGCAUCCCACAGGAAAAAAGGGCUGGGAUGAUUAUUUUCAGGGUUAUGAUGGCUGUUAGAAGAAACUUUGCAGGAAAGCUGAAUCAUCGGUGCAAAAGGCAGCAGUGCUUGCAGGACUCCUUACAUCCCAGCCUAACACAAGCUGCUACCUCAAGUCAAGGAAUUUCAGAAGAAGCCCCUGAGCACCUCUGUCCUGUGGGUUUGAUUCCUCUAACACUUUCCUGUCUCCUGGUAGCUGAGAAAUAUUGCAGAGCAGAACAGAUCCCAGGAAACGAUGCUCUGAUAUAUGGGAAAGAAGAUGACUGUGUUAAGUGGAGCUCAUCUGCACCUCGGCUAAAAGGUGUUUUCCCACAGCGGUGGCACCUCAUCUAUGUGUCUUGGUAUUUUCUCACAUCCUACAAAGCUAAUGCCUCAUGAUCCAGUUUACAAUAUGGCUUUUGGAACAUCUGCAUCAGCACCACUGGAGCAGUGGUAAGCUAUGACACAGCACUAGGAACAAAUGGCUACUGGGAGAAUAGACAUCUUAAACCAGCUCUGCUGAUAAAGAGGGCAUGAUGGAAUCGCACCCCGCCAUAGGAGAACGAGCGAAUUAAGCCGUACCUUUUCCACAGCCAUGCCAGAAGUUGGGUAGUCAUGCUAUGGGUAACAUCAUUCUGUAAAAGGGCUACUCUCCUCCUAGCAUCUGCUACUGGCUGCUUCUGAGACAGGUUACCGGGCCACGUUUCCCUUACUGUGGUCCAGUGCAGCACUUUUAUGUCAGCUGCUCCUGGUGGAAAUUGGAUGAACAGAGCUAGAACUUGGGUUUAAAUGGUUAUUCACUAAAUUUGUAAGCUCUGAACCCUCCAGUGGAAACAUCACUUGCUUUCACCCCUUCCACGUCUUGAGUUCAUGGUUUUCCACCUUCUUACAAUUUCGAUUUGGCAUUCGUUACGGGAGCAGAACAAUAAAGAAUCGGUAUAAGGGGAAAAGGAAGUUGUGUGCUAAUAGAUGGUGCCUAAAUUGCAGACAAAUUUCACGUUGUACAGAGGACAUAGGUGUGAAGUCCACAGACCUAUGCGGCUUCUACAGACCCACUGCCAAAGAGCCAUUUCCUUUUGUUACAGUACAUGAAUACCCUUCAAGUUCUCAUCUGCAUUUAUAGCUGCUCCUUUGUAUGGGUGUACAUAUUAAAGCCACUCCAGGGCUGCUUUUUUGAGAAAUUCUAAUUAUGAAUCUGCACUGAAACUAGUGAUGUUUCAGGCUUUUGCAAAAGCAGAGCUCAGGCUUCUUAGCAAUACCAGAUUGUGACAUUCUCCAGAUCUGUACAAUGUGUGGUUUCUGUCUAAACCCACUGUGGUUAACAUUUAGCAAUGAUGUGACUUCUCCAAUGAAGUAAACACCUUUUGUCUCUGUCACUCUUCUUGUUUCACUCUCUCAAGCUUGUCAGUAAGAAAUUGGUUUUGGAAGAGGUUUCUUCUGCCUCAGCAAAACAUUGUAAAUUAUUCACCAAAAUGAAUUUAGCCACUUUGUCAGAUACAGAAAUCAAAUGUCCCUGCAUUUAUUGUUGAUCACAGAAAUGCAGGCUUCUCCCAGGGAUUGCUGUUUGCCAACAAACUUAAACCCAAUUGUCUUGGAUUAGACCAGUGUAGGGGAAAACACUGUAGUACAGCAAAGUGGUCUGCAGUUAAGGCUGGCAAAUUGAAGAGGCAUCUCUGGAUGCUCACAGCUUAGUAGAUUCUCCCCCCCCCCCCGCCCCGAAAUACUACAGUACCAUUAAUUUACUCCCACCAAACUGGUAAACGUGUCUGCUGUUGACAUCAUUUUUUUCAGAAUUCAGUGACCAGUACAGGUUUGUUCUUCCAAAGGAUGCUGGCUUGCAAACAUUGAUGGAAAAUGUGAGUGAAGUUGAUCAGAAAGAUCUAAAUAAACAUCCCGUGAAUUUGUAGAAAGUAACAGAUGUAUAAAAUUAAUAUGAUAGCUUUUUUAGUCAUACUUGUUUCUCUCUGAGGUGUGUCUCUUUUCCUGGGUAACUUCCUGCCACCGGAUCAACAUAAAAACCUGUUGCACUUACUUUCAAAGUAAUCAAUGUACAGAAAACAGACAUUUCAAAUCUGACUUGCCUCAACUACCACACAUCU